This is a messenger RNA of Aspergillus mulundensis, 735 nucleotides long. Its product is annotated as copper acquisition factor BIM1-like domain-containing protein. NCBI's taxonomy places the organism in Eukaryota, Fungi, Ascomycota, Eurotiomycetes, Eurotiales, Aspergillaceae. The record is from RefSeq and is a predicted model, not a curated record. The coding region runs from base 1 to 735 and encodes 244 amino acids. The transcript has 3 exons.
AUGAAACUCUCAACAUCGCCGUCACAAUGGCUUGCCACGGCCCUGCUGUGUAUGGGCUUGGUGGAUGCGCACACCGUUAUUGUCUAUCCUGGCUACCGAGGCAACAACCUUCACACUACCGGAAGUGUCGAGGGCACUGAAGGUCUUGGUGCUGCUUGGAGCAGCGACAACGACACCAUGCUUUAUCCAUACGGAAUGCAAUGGGUCUAUCCUUGCGGCGGCAUGCCCACAUCAGAGAACCGAACGAAAUGGCCUGUCCAAGGCGGCGCCGUAUCCCUCCAACCAGGCUGGUUCCCAGGCCACGCCCGAGCACAGAUCUAUAUCAACCUGGGCCUGGGGACGGUGCCCCCAAACAUGAGCCAUCCCAUGAUCACGCCCUUCGAGAUCGUCGGCCCAGACAACGACCCUUACCCCGGCACCAUCUGUCUUCCACAGGUCAAGCUGCCGGCGGGAAUUGAGGUCAAGGCGGGCGAUAAUGCGACGAUCCAGGUUAUUGAGCUGGCUCAGCAUGGAGCAGCUCUGUACAAUUGUGCGGACAUCACCUUCGCCGAACCUGAAGACGUGGCCGACGUCAAUCAGACAAACUGCUUCAACUCGUCUCACAUCUCGUUCGAGACAUUAUUCACCACCGCAUCGCUAGAGAGUGCCGGGCUUGAAGUUAUCACCGUGCCUUCCUUACUCACUACCGUCCUACCAACGUUCUUGACCAUCGCGUACGGGCUUCUGAUGGCGUAG